AUGUAUAUACAAAAUUUGCCCAUCCCCACCAACUUUAUUGCUUAUAAGUAUGCUGAUGAUAUUGUGAUUGGUUGCCCAGCCCCUAUUUCAGACAGUUUUCGACCUCUUCAGGACAGUCUUAAUGAACUUCACGAUUGGUCUGUGAACCGAUCUCUUGAACUUAACGUCAGUAAGUGCAUUAAAGUUCCAUUUAGUCUUAAAACCGGUCCUCGUUAUUUUUCAUUUGGUGGUAAUCUCCCUGAUCUUAGAAUUAACAAUCAAAGUAUUCCCAAAUCUACAUCUGUUAAAUACCUUGGCGUCACCCUUACCCAUAACCUGUCCUGGCCUGCUCAUGUCAUCAACGUUUUCACAAACGUUCGAAAAUUCUCCUUCUAUGCUUACAGGCUCACGAAACUGGCCGUACCGCCUAAUCUUAUUAUUAAAUUUGUGAUUGCCUGCAUUCUUCCACACUGGCUAUACUGCUCCCCGAUUUUUAUCCCCGGACUGAAAGAAAAAGACUUCUCUUUAUUUUCAAGAUCCCUUAAACUUUUGUCCCGCUACAGUGGAGUUGAUAAAACUGUUUUAGUUGAUUUCUUUAUUUCCACGCAUCUUGACGCUUGUGAUACAUUCAUUGACAGGAUAAUGCAUGAUCAAGGGCACUGUCUGCACCAAGAUAUCGCGAAAGCCCUCACAUUAUUCAACCCCAGCUCAAUUGUUUACCUGUGUAAUUCCACUGCACAAUUCUCUGUUGACGAUGUUUACGUGAUCGGUGGUUUCGUAGACCACAAUCACCACAUAGGGCACUGCUAUGAAAAAGCCGUCUCCCGUGCACAUCGAACCGCACGCCUGCCGAUCGCCGAGUCCGGUAUGGUUAUUAACGGUCGUCAUGUGCUGAGCACCGUGCAGGUGUUUCAAGCACUGGCUCCGGUUUUGUCCGGUUCCAUGACAUGGGCCGAAAGCUUGAAUACUGCUGUGCCUCCGAGGAAAACUAUUCGAGCCUUAUACAGCUUAUCAGAAACUUCUCAUCCUCAAACUUCUACCAACAGCUCGGGUUCACUUAUUUGGAGUGUUGUCUGA
Echinostoma caproni is the source of this 1056-nucleotide messenger RNA. Lineage: Eukaryota; Metazoa; Platyhelminthes; Trematoda; Plagiorchiida; Echinostomatidae. The record is from the annotation of a GenBank genome assembly.